AUCCCUCCCAGUAACUCCUACAAAGAAACAUUCAAAUAAGGAGCUGUUUUCAGAGUCAGUGAAUAAACACAUGAACAAACGGUCUAAACAUCUGGAAAGUCCUGGAGGAAGAGAAUGGCUGGACUCAUCUGGAUUCUGCUUUCUGCAUACCUGCUGGGUUGUACCUCUCAAGACCAGGAAAAUAUCACAGCUGAGUCUGGACAGAACGUCACUUUGACGUGUCAAGCUCGAAACUACAGCAAAGAAACUUUGCUGUGGAGCAGAGCUGACCUGGGAGAUGAAUAUGUCCUUUUGUAUCGAGACGAGCUGUUUGUUGCAGACAACCAGCAUCCAUCUUUUAAGGACCGGGUGGAUCUGCAGGACAAACAGAUGAAGGAUGGAGAUGUGUCUUUGAAUCUGAAGGAUGUGAAGAUUAAUGACACUGGAACAUACGAGUGUUGUGUCGUUGAGACAGGAAAAUUUGGUUUAAAGCCCAUCAGCAGCAUCACACUGAGUGUUGUUGAUCCUCCAGGAUCUGUUGGACUGAUCGUUGGUGUGGUAGUUGCUGCUGCCCUCGUUGUCGCUGCUGUUGCUGGAUUUGUGAUCUACAGAAACCAUAAAAAGGCAAAAGAAGUACUUCUGUUCUCGUCCAAAUAUCUCAGUCCUCUUAUCAUUAAACAGUCUCCUGCUGUUGUUCCCACUUCCCAGCGUUGUCAGUGAACAGACACAGCAGGGAACUUCACAAUGAAACUGAUUUGUGAAAUGUCACCGACAGUUAGGUCUUUGUUUAACUGUUGAAAACAGAGAAUUUUGCUGUUUUAUCAUUCAUUAUCCAGUUAUUGCUUCAUCCAGAUCACACCAUAUAAUUCUGAUUCUGAAUCACUUUGACUAAUCUCUCAGCAUUAUUACAAUAUUCUGCUCUUUACACUGGAUGUCUUUGCUGCAGUGUUCAAAUAUUCAGCUUAGUUUUAGAACCUGUGCCUGUGCAGAUAUUAUUUAGCAGUGACCUGCAGUUGUUCAGAAGCUCUAACUUGAACAAAAACACGGUGCUUCUGUUUUUAAUGUGAUAGCUGCUGAUUAGAGUCUGAAACUUGAACUUGAUAGACUUGAAGAUUUGCUGUCAAACAGCCUGAUGGAGACGACGUGGAAAUCGCUUCAGUUUGUUAACAGAAUAAAGUGAAAUUAAUUAACUGGACUGACUCAACCAUCACUCUUGGUUUGUGUUCAGCAGCAGAAAUGUGAAUUUCAGAGAUCAGAAGAUUAGAAUCAACAAUAAGAACUUUUAUACAUUUUAAUAAUGUAAUGUAAAAUUUAUCUCACCAGUGUAAGCUUUGUUUUGAUACCGAGAUUGUUUACAUGGACUUUUUUUCAUUUAUUUUGGGUUUUUCAUUUUCAAAGAGGAAACUCAAGCAGCCUGGUUGGGCUUAACAGGAUAAACUUUAAUCACUGAACUUUUGGAAUAGGUGUUGGGAUGAAACUCCGAUAAUUAUAAAUGUACCAUGUGUGUUUUGGCAGUGCCAGGAGCUCUGCCAUCUACUGUCAUCUACAAGUAUUGUAUUGUACACAGGUAUGAAUAGACUCAUGAGCCACAAAAGAUUGAAGUGCAACCUGAUCGACAUUAUUAAUUUAAGGAAAAUGUGAAUCUAAUGAGGACUUAUGAACAACUGCUGUAGUCUGAUCCUGUGAUGUGUAUCUGUCAUUGCUUGUUGUUUAGUAAAAAAAAUGCUUGCAUGUAAAACUCAUAAUCACAAUAAAAGAAUAAAAGCAGAAAUGUGAAAAUCAUCUUCAUCACUGUUGU
Molecule: messenger RNA, 1777 nt
Organism: Oreochromis aureus
Lineage: Eukaryota; Metazoa; Chordata; Actinopteri; Cichliformes; Cichlidae
Product: coxsackievirus and adenovirus receptor homolog
Exons: 3
Coding region: 115-699 (194 amino acids)
Source: RefSeq, a predicted model, not a curated record